Molecule: messenger RNA, 1268 nt
Organism: Oncorhynchus gorbuscha (pink salmon)
Lineage: Eukaryota; Metazoa; Chordata; Actinopteri; Salmoniformes; Salmonidae
Product: ADP-ribosylation factor-like protein 4C
Exons: 1
Coding region: 491-1069 (192 amino acids)
Biological process (GO): endocytic recycling; intracellular protein transport
Cellular component (GO): cytoplasm
Molecular function (GO): GTPase activity; GTP binding
Source: RefSeq, a predicted model, not a curated record
UGAACCAACAGUCUCUCCACAGCGCUGGGCUUCAGGAUGUUGUUUUUUCGCUGAUAACAGAAAUGUUCUUUAUUUAGGCUACCUGGCCUCUUCAGAGAAGGUCGACAUUUGCAUAUUAAUUCAUUUCAAGAUGAGAUGUUAAUACAACAACCCGUGGUGGAUUGUUAGGCAGCAUCCGAUUAUUGAAUAGCAUUUGUUGGCUGCAGCUGUAUGCGACGGGAGACAACGUGCCAGAGGUGACUGCAUCUCAUCGCAGCAUUUAUUGAUAGACCAAGGGGGAUUAAUGACAACCAUUUCAGAUAGUAUUUAAUUGUGCUCGUCUACAAUACAUACAAGUUAUCUACCUCGAGAAAGGCGUGCUUGCAGAACGCAUUAGCAGAAGAUGGAACAAUGACUUUUUUCAUGUAGAUCUCAGAAAGCUAUAGCCCAUGUGUAUGCCUAGCUUAAAGCAGGUCCCUCUUAUUGGACUUCUCAUUCACUAGUGCGUAAAAUGGGCAACAGUUUUUCUAACAUAGCUGCUUUUCAGUCCCUGCAUAUUGUAAUGCUGGGUUUAGAUUCUGCCGGUAAAACGACUGUCCUGUACCGCCUGAAAUUCAACGAAUUUGUGAACACUGUUCCCACAAUCGGAUUUAACACAGAGAGGAUAAAACUGAGUAACGGUACCGCCAAAGGGAUUAGUUGUCAUUUUUGGGACGUCGGGGGACAGGAGAAGCUGAGACCGUUAUGGAAAUCCUACAGUCGGUGCACGGAUGGCAUUAUUUACGUAGUGGACUCAGUGGACGUGGACAGACUAGAGGAAGCCAAAACAGAACUGCAUAAAGUUACCAAAUUCGCAGAAAACCAGGGGACUCCAUUACUGGUGAUAGCCAACAAGCAGGACUUGCCCAAGUCUCUACCUGUCCAUGAGAUUGAGAAGCAACUGGCACUGCAUGAGCUCAGCCCUUCUACCACUUACCAUGUCCAGCCUGCAUGUGCCAUCAUAGGUGAAGGGCUCCAUGAAGGCAUGGAUAAACUGUAUGAAAUGAUUGUGAAACGAAGGAAAUCAUUGAAACAAAAGAAAAAGAGAUAGCGGUCAACUUCACAGUAAUGAGUUAUCUUCUGAGCUGCCUGCUACUGUACCGUGACUUUUGCUAUAGUAGGCAUGUCAGGUGAUUCUUGUUAUGAUACUGUAUAGCUUUGGGUUUAUUGGUGAAGCUAGUCACUUUUAGCUGUGCUGUUACAUUCAAUUACACAGAGGGAGGAAAAUAAAAACUUGCCUCUUGCUAUCA